GCUUUAUUCUUUAAUGGAAAAAUCGUAAAGCGAAUUCAAUAAAUUUUUGUAUCAAAAUAACUUCUAUGUAUUCGUAUACAUAGAUCAAAAGAAACUGAUAAUAUAUCGAAAGGUCAUUAAAAUAAAUCCGUUGUGCCGCGGCAGAGCCAAAGAGGGAACGGCAAGAAUUUUAAAAUCCUCCCUAAGCGAGCUUUUAACAUUUCUCUUUCUGCAGUCAAUAUAUUAAAAAAGUGUUUUAAUACAAGACAAAGUUUAUAUUCAUGGUCGAUGUUAAUCUUACUAAAAAUCCAUGAAAACAUGUUUUUAAAGCAAAAAAAUUGAAAGAGAAGGUUUUGAGUCAUAACACCCUCCAUUUUUCUAAAAAUUGAUAUUUCGAUUGAAAAUUGUUAUUUCUAACAGAGUUCUCAGUUAGAGCUGACAUAAUUGUAUUUCGUCCAAAUUUAUAAUGCAACAUAUUUAUUUGUGUGUAUUCUCUCUGUUUUAUUUUAGCGUUGCAGAUUCUACUUUGUUAAUUUAUGACCUAUUACUGGAAAAUUCGUCGAGCACGUCUUAACAGUAGAACGUUUUUAACUCUUUUCACCUGUUUUUUUAUUAUACUUCUGCUUUACGUGACAACAACUUCAGACAUUGAUCCAUGUAUAUAUUAUCCAUCUCAAAUAUAUCAUAAAAAAUAUUACCAAUCAAGAUCGAGUGUUCUUAACACAAAUGCAACGUUUAUAUCUGACUGGGUUCAAAAAUUCAAUUUGAUAGAACUAUUUGAUUGGACGUGGUAUAGAAAUGGAGAUUAUGAGAAAUAUUUAGAAAUAAAAAAUAGUAAUGAAAAUAAAGAUGAUGAUGAUGAUCAACAGCCUAUUGUUGUUAAUAAUGUUAAACAGUAUUUGAGUUCUUAUCCAAAACAAGGUUUUAUUGUUGAAGAUUUUGUUCAAUUACAAAAUCCAUUAUUACACCCAAUGCCAUUAUCUAGAAAUUUUUCAUCCACAUGUCAAGAAUUAAAUAUAGUCAAUACUUGGCAUUCAUGCCUGUUUAACUCAACAGAAUUAUCUCAUCGAUUACCAGGCACUACUCAUGUCGUCACUAUUGCUAUCUUCAAUGCAUUUAUUGAUAAUGGUUUAUGUCAUAAAGAUGUGGUUGGAACGGUGUAUACUAAAUUAGCAACAUAUCGUUUUCAACGCUAUUCAACUAAAACCUGUCAUAAUUCCUUAAUAAUACCUCAUCCAAACUUGAAGGUUGAAUACCAUGAUGAAUUAUUGAACUCAUUGGGUAUGUACUUAAAUGCACCGGGCCAUUUUGCUCCGCAACAAUUACCACACUUACUUCGCCUAUUAGCAUUAACAUCAAACAAGAUUAAAUUAUUAGUAGCCAAAGGUGGAAUUGCCGAUCAAUUUAUCGAUAUUUUAAUUGAACGCCAAAUUAUUAAACGUGAACAUAUUGUUCAGUAUGAUCCAACUAACAUCUACUAUGCAAAAGUAGUUUAUCAAACAGAUUCAUGGCCUUAUCUUCCAUGUUAUUUAUAUGAAAAAUAUCUUCACGAUAGAACAGAUAUGAUACUUACACAUCGAGUCAUUGUUGAACGAGAGUUACCCGAUGAACAACGGAAUUUAAUUGUCGUUAUUAAACGAACAAAACGAGCAAGACGUGUUAAUAAUCACGAUAAAAUAAUUGAUUUAAUUGAAAAGUUAUUAGAAGAACACUCACAACCUCAAUUUAAAAUCUCAAUAUUUACUGCUGAAGGCCAUCUGAAAGAGCAUAUCGAAUUAUUUAAACGUGCUCGUCUCGUUAUUGCUCCACAUGGUGCUGGUCUCUUUAAUGUGAUGUGGUGCAAACCAGAUGGAACAGAUAUCGUUGAAAUAGGAUAUUCAAGUGGAAUGAAAUUACCAGAAAUGUAUUUUGAGAUCGCCUCACAUUUAAAUCUGACUUAUUGGUUAGUGAAAGGAACUGGAAAUUAUGCGGGACCAAUUAACGUUGAUCUCGACGACUUGGAAUGGGCACUAAAGAGAAUAUUUAAAAAAUUUAAGAAUGUUUAG
Messenger RNA from Didymodactylos carnosus, 2024 nucleotides. Lineage: Eukaryota; Metazoa; Rotifera; Eurotatoria; Philodinida; Philodinidae. The record is from the annotation of a GenBank genome assembly.